This is a messenger RNA of Tripterygium wilfordii, 1334 nucleotides long. Its product is annotated as thaumatin-like protein 1b. The record is from RefSeq and is a predicted model, not a curated record. Gene Ontology annotation, biological process: defense response. The transcript is spliced from 3 exons. NCBI's taxonomy places the organism in Eukaryota, Viridiplantae, Streptophyta, Magnoliopsida, Celastrales, Celastraceae. The coding region runs from base 137 to 1087 and encodes 316 amino acids. Gene Ontology annotation, cellular component: extracellular region.
AUCUCACUCCCAUUAACAGCAGCGCCAGAAGAAAGAAGAGUUUGGGCCUCCACAGAGAACCACCAACAGCCCCAAUUUCUUCUUCUUCUCCGUUCGUCUCUCUACAAGCUUCAAAUCUUUACCAUAUUCAGCUGCAAUGGCUGGUCCUACAAUUCUGAUUUGUAUGCUUAUACUCCCCCAUUUGUUUAUAUCAGGUUCAAUGGCCGCAACGUUUACAAUGAUAAACAAAUGCGACUACACGGUAUGGCCUGGCAUUCUUUCGAACGCAGGUAUAGCUCCAAUUUCCCCAACCGGUUUCGCGUUACAGAAAGGCGAAACAAAGGCAAUUACCGCACCGAGCUCCUGGGGCGGACGAUUUUGGGGUCGAACACAUUGCACAGAAGACUCCACCGGCAAAUUUUCAUGCGUCACUGGUGAUUGCGGGUCCGGAAAGAUUGAAUGCUCCGGCAGUGGUGCUGCUCCACCGGCGACGCUGGCGGAGUUCACUCUUGAUGGCUACGGCGGGCUUGAUUUCUUCGAUGUGAGCCUUGUUGAUGGUUACAAUUUGCCUAUGAUGGUUGUACCUUCGGGCGGAACCGGAGACAAUUGUACAAGCACGGGAUGCGUGGCCGAUUUGAACGAGUCGUGCCCGUCGGAACUCCGAGUAACAAGCUCGGCGAGUGGAAGCAGUGUCGCUUGUAAAAGCGCUUGUGAAGCGUUACAGCUGCCGCAGUACUGCUGCAGUGGUGCGUAUGGUUCACCUACCACUUGUAAGCCGUCUUCGUAUUCUGAGAUUUUCAAGAACGCGUGUCCACGCGCGUACAGCUAUGCUUAUGAUGACAAGACCAGCACCUUCACAUGCGCUUCCGCACCUGACUACACCAUCACGUUCUGCCCAAUUCCUAACACCAGCCAAAAAUCUUCACAAGGCCAGAACACGAGCAGUGGAACCGGGAAUACAGAGGACACUCCAACGGACAGCACAAUGGUAUACGAAGGUGGCUUGAACGUGAAUGGUGCAUCACCGUCCACGUGGACCCACGUGUUGGGAUCACAUGCGAUUGCCGUUUUCGUAAGCAUCAUAGUGUCUAGUUGGCAGUGGUGGUAACUUUUCUGACUUCGAUCGAUAGCUUUCUCAAUCAUACGAUGGGGGAAGGCGGGGCCCAUAGCCUGUCUUACAAACAAAAUGGAGACACGUACACGUUGGUCCACAAAUGAAGGUGUGGGCCUGUGGGGUCCAUUGGGGGAUGGGAUUAUUUAAAUUAUUAUUUAUUUAUUAUAUUUAUAAUAAUGUAACAAACACAUUUGGUGAGAAGGAAAUGGAAUUUAGCUAGCCUGUUAUUUUUUGUCUGCAA